GCCUGCGCCGGGAGCCGCGCGGCGUCGGGCUCCGCAGUCCGUGGGAGUGUCCCCUAGAACGCGAUCCUGCUCUCCCGCGCAGGUGUUCAGGCGCUUCGUGGAGGUUGGCCGGGUGGCCUACGUCUCCUUCGGACCCCACGCCGGGAAGCUGGUCGCGAUCGUCGACGUCAUCGACCAGAACAGGGCGCUGGUGGAUGGACCCUGCACUCGCGUGAGGCGGCAGGCCAUGCCUUUCAAGUGCAUGCAGCUCACCGACUUCAUUCUCAAGUUUCCACACAGUGCCCGCCAGAGGUAUGUCCGACAAGCCUGGGAGAAAGCUGAUAUCAACAAGAAAUGGGCAGCCACCAGAUGGGCCAAGAAGAUCGAAGCCCGAGAGAGAAAAGCCAAGAUGACAGAUUUUGACCGUUACAAAGUCAUGAAAGCAAAGAAAAUGAGGAACAGGAUAAUCAAGAAUGAAGUGAAGAAGCUGCAGAGGGCAGCUAUCAUAAAAGCUUCUCCCAAAAAGGCACCUGUUGCAAAGGCUGCAGUUGCUGCUGCUGCAGCUGCAGCUGCUGCUGCUAAAGCUAAGGUUCCGGCCAAGAA
This is a messenger RNA of Octodon degus (degu), 582 nucleotides long. Its product is annotated as 60S ribosomal protein L14-like. The annotation marks the transcript as partial. The transcript has 5 exons. Lineage: Eukaryota; Metazoa; Chordata; Mammalia; Rodentia; Octodontidae. Gene Ontology annotation, biological process: ribosomal large subunit biogenesis; translation. Gene Ontology annotation, molecular function: structural constituent of ribosome; RNA binding. Gene Ontology annotation, cellular component: cytosolic large ribosomal subunit; ribosome. The record is from RefSeq and is a predicted model, not a curated record.